GAAGAAACACUGCUCAGCCGAGGGACUGAGUGAGUGAGUGAGAGAGAGAGAGAGAGACACACGGAGAUUAAAGGAAAAAACAAAACAAAACCACAGAAAGUAGAGAGGACAUGUGACAUGCAGUACUUUGCAGGAACUAUCUGAACGGUGACAUUGUUACUUUGUAUGGGAGGCAGGAAACACAACAACUACCUGUGGAGAUGGAAAGUACUACCCCCCCUGCGUAUCUUAAUAUGAGCGCAGACAAGAUCAACUCAUCAGUCCCAGCUGACGAUGAGGACGUUUACAGCGGAGCAACUAUGAUCCUGCUGGGCAUGAUCAUGUCCUUAUUGGUUUUGUGCACGGUCUUCGGAAACAUCCUGGUCAUAACGGCGAUUGCCCGCUUUCAGCGUCUCCAAAAUGUCACCAACUGUUUCAUCACCUCCCUGGCCUGUGCUGACCUGGUCAUGGGCCUGAUUGUGGUUCCCUUCGGUGCCUGUUACAUUAUCUUCAAGACCUGGCACUUUGGUAAUUUCUGGUGUGAGUUCUGGACUGCCACCGAUGUUCUCUGUGUGACCGCGAGCAUCGAAACCCUGUGUGUCAUAGCUAUUGACCGCUAUUUGGCCAUCACCUCUCCGUUCCGCUACCAGUCGAUGCUGACCAAGCGCAAGGCUCGCAUUGUGGUUGUGCUGGUGUGGGUGAUUGCAGCCCUCAUAUCUUUCCUGCCCAUCCACAUGAAGUGGUGGAUAUCUCAUGACGAAAAAGCUAGGGAUUGCAUGAACAGGAGUGACUGUUGCGAGUUCAACACCAACACGCCUUAUGCCAUCACCUCCUCUAUCAUCUCCUUUUACAUCCCUUUAGUCAUCAUGGUAUUUGUCUACUGUCGAGUUUUCCAGGAGGCAAGGUGCCAACUGAAAAAGAUUGACCAAAGCAUUGGACGUUUUCAUAAUAGCGACAACGGCAACCUUAAAUCUCUAGAAGAAAACAAUGGGCGCGGUUACAAAAAGGCAAAGUUUUGCCUGCGGGAACACAAAGCCCUAAAGACGCUUGGCAUCAUCAUGGGGAUCUUCACUCUGUGCUGGCUGCCUUUCUUUCUGCUCAAUGUGGUGGUGGCCUUAUCGGAGGUGGAGAACAUCGAGCUCACCUUCAGGAUACUCAACUGGAUAGGUUACGCAAACUCUGCCUUCAACCCGCUCAUUUACUGCCGGAGCCCUGAAUUCAGAUAUGCCUUCAAGGAGAUCCUCUGCAUGAAGAGGAACCGCCUCAGCAACCCAGGACCUGUGAAUGGAUACAUCUACAGCAGGCACAGCUGGCAUAGCGAGCAGCAAGGGAGGAGCAAAGGCAGCUCAGAAGACAGUGAUGCCAAUGAACGAUUUUUAGGGAAGUCGGCAGGGGUCUGCAGUGUUGAGGACAAAGCAGUGGACCCAAACGGGAAUUGUAACGAAAGUCUAUCAACUGUAACGACUACCCUGUAAAGUCAGAGCUUUGACUUCAGUCAACAGGGAAAUCCACAUGUGUUUACACUGCUAUCAUAAACUUUUUUUUUUUUUUUUUUUCCGAUUUGCUGAUGAAGGUAAGGCCAGACACAGUUACUGGCAAAGUCUCUGGAGAAGGCUUUAAAUGAACUGUAGUAAACAUGUUCAUCUGAGGAAAGUAUUGCUUUUCCUGAAUGAUGAAUUAAUAGUUUGUAGAUCACUUAUUUUUUUUGUUACAUUCAUCAGUGACUUCACAUCUACCUCAUCACAUCCUACAAUGUUUGUAUCUUAACUUCACAUUGUCUCUGUCCAUCGGAGCUACUCGGGCAGUAUCUCAGCUAUUUAUUUACUCUAUUAAAUGGUCUGCAGACUUUCUAAUUGCCAAUUAUCUGGCUUCAACUGAAUUUGUGGGUGUGCUGUUUAUCCCAGAGCUCUUGGAGAAAGAUCCCACAGUUUUUUUUUUAUUAGCAUAAAAAUGUUUUUGAAUUUCAAAGUCAAUGUUGUUGGAGGCCUUCAAUCCUAUUUGAGCGUGCCAGUUUGGCACAGACUGCAAGUAUUUCUAUCGGGAAAAGGACGAGGUAGACAGAAGGGGUUAAACGUCAUACCUCCGUGGUGCUUUGAGCGAUACAUUCCAAAUCAGACUAUAAUCUGGCAUCCUUAGCAUUUAGAAUUUUUUGAUUUUUUUUUUUUUUGGUUGAGUUAGACGAUUAACAGCAGGUGGGGCAAAGCCUGUCUCUCUGCCUUUGUGUCUCCUCACUGCUCAGCUAUGUUGUGAGGCCCAGCUCCCUGUUUUACAAUCUGACGGGCUGUUGCGCUUAAGGUUUCUGUUGCCAGCAGAUAGCACUGGAGAUAUGAACGUUUGCGGUAAUCUACAUGUCUCUGUUUGCCAGCUGAGAAAUAUCAGUGGACUUCCUAUGCUAGUCAUGGGAUAAAAAUCUGCUGUUUCAGUCGAUUCCGCUGACAGGCUCAACUGUAUCUAAUAUCUUUCAGUGCGAAGCUGAAUACAUUUCGGAUAAUGUGGUCAACCCUGAGCGUUGACAUGUAAAGCUUGCACCUGUCAAAGUUCAGUAUACAAAUAAGUUUGCCGCCAUUCAGCCCUAUCUUGCAUUCUGUCAACUGUCUCAGUUGUGUUACAUAUUAACUAUGAUUGGUACAUUGUACAGCUGUAAAUGUGAGAGAGAGAAAAAAAAAUUAUUAGGCGUUUUGUCCCUUCCACGCAACAGUGACGGUUGUCCCCUUUGUUACACAAUCCUUGUCUGUUUAUUAAAUUUUGUGGUUGCUGUGUUUCAGCAUGUACAGUGUUUACUGAAACCGGAGAAGCCGUUUCCUUAGUCAUGGCACAAGGGUACACACCACACAUAAUAAUAAACAGAGCGUCGAAAUAGCCAAGUGAUAACAAAAUUCCAAGCCCGAGACGGAGGGGUGUUGACUACUGAGGCCAAUAAGCAGAGAUGAGAAAGAGCAGCCAGUAUUCCUGAAUAGCGCACCUUGGUCACUGCUCCCUGACAUUUCCCAGAGUCUCUUCGGUAUAUACAGAUGUCUGCCUCUCCGUGAAAUCAGUCUAACAUUCGGUUCGGGCACACGCAGGGGUGAAGGGAACAGUGUUCUGUUGUUUCAACAACUGUUCCAGUUGUUUCAGUUAGUUUCGGUCAGCCUUCUUUAGACGCCACUUGAGUUUCCAGGAAACGCCUGAUGUGGCCAUGCCCAGCCCAAUAAACACGAAUAAAUACAUUAGCUCUGCUGCUGUAAACAACACACAAACAGAUUAGUAGAUUGCCAAGUCUACAGAUUUUAAUUUAUUAAAAGAUCCACAGAGCCAACCUGAAAUAAGACUUUCUUUCUUAUUAGUCUUCAGACCACAGGCUCUUGGGAGUGUAAUUUUUUGACUAAGGCAAGCAUUAAUGGACGGUGAGCACUUUAGCAUGCAGGACUUAAAUUGGAGGCCACUUUUCCCGCACUAAGUGGCUUGCAAGUUCAUUAGUGCGGUUAAAGAUGUAACCCCUUUCCUCUGGUCAGUUUGGCAGCCACUAGUAUGUUUUGAUCAAAGUGACAGCAUGCUAAAUGUAGCUACCGUAAGCAGGAGGGGCAGGUUCUCUGCCAGUCUAAAUCGGUGUUAGUGACCUGUGUUUUAGUGCAUGUAGCGUUGCCUCUGCAUUUAAAAAAAGGUCAGGCGGCACCGUCAAAACUGUGAACUUUGUUCCCUCAGAGGAAUCUCUAUGUACUGUAUCGCUAGGUUUGGUCGCAGACCUUAGGCAUAGACGUAAAUGCGGUGUCCUCAUACGUCAAUGUUUGCCAUGUGAAAAACAAGCUUUCCAGUUUCUUGCUCCUUUUCUGUUUUUCCUUUUAAUGGAUUUACAGCAGAGUAAAUGCAGGGGUUGAAUGUCAUAACAAAUUUUCUACAGCAUUUUGUUUUCUAUUUAUUUGGCAUGUUCACUGCACUGCAUUCAAAAAGCACAAAACAGACCCCAGACCAAGUUUUUGAUCUUUUUUUUAUUUUUUUUUUAUUCACUCACCAUUCUUUGCAUUGGCACCAAAUACACAAGCCCGUGAUGGUUUAAAAAGCUCUGUAUUUGAGACAUAAUUUGCAAUUUAAGAAGCAUUGCACUAGUGAUCGUUUGCAUGUCUGCAAUGUGUUAGUCGUGAUGUGUUUGUGGACGUUUGUGUCAUUUCUCUUCAAAGUGAUCUGCCUUAGCCUGAGUGGAGUAUAUUGUGAACUGCAGUGUAUAUAUCCACACUGCUCCCUCCUGGCUGUGCCCCAUCCUUGCACCUCAGCUGUCUCAGAGUUAUUAAUGGUUAUUGUUUCAUCAAUAGGCCUGUAUAAUAAGGAAUGUAAUCCAUGCCUUCACCUCCCCUCUGCUGGAGGACACAACACUGUUAUGUGCAAUGAGUCUUGAAUGAUUAUCUGACACUACAACAUUCCAAGCGAAGCUGACAGUUUGGAACCAUAUACCGACGGAUGCAUACAAUGCACGUUCGGUUCUCCCUCGUAUCUCGUCCUAGAUCACCCAUCUUACUCACUGGUCAUGGCUGACCCAAAGGUUUUUUUUUUUUUUAAAGUGGAUUAUGCAUAUUAAGUCUUACACCGUAGAUACAUAAAUGCUGUGUGCACGUAUCAAACAUAUUUUCUGCAUAAAAAAAAAGAGUCUAUGCCUUGGAUUGAUCCACGUUUACCUGCCAAUGCUAUCCUGACUAAUCCGCCGUUCUUCUUUCUGAAUAAAAUUGCCCCACCAAACCCAUCCCCCGGGAUGUGGAUUAAGUCGUCCGCUCACUUUAAGCAGCACUUUAAGGCACUUUCGCGAAUCAUUGGUUUGAACAACUGAGUACACAUUUGAGUUCAUGAACUAUAAACAGUUAUUGCCCAUUCACUUGUACCAUAAUAUUUUUGUGGAAGUUCACUUUCCUGUCUGCAAGUCAAAACAAAGAGCCACGAGACAGGAUCGCUGCAGCGUCUCUGCACACUGACGUAGUACAGGGUGACUUUAUUCUGCGAAAUUGGCGUAUGUAAAUGUGAAUUUUCUAUGAAAGUCUAAAUUUGCUUCCGCCGCCAUACGAAAAGUGAACCUAUCAUAUGUGAACUUUUAACUUUAUUUUAUUUUUAUUGUCUUUUGUUGCGAGAGUGAAAAACUCCUCACUCAGCUGAAUGUUUACUAAAUGUCUGCAAGCUAUUUUCGCACAAGUUCUUGUCACUGUUUGUUAAGGUGUUGAAGCCUGUUACAAAAUGUGUUGUCCUGUGGUAUUUAUUAAAACAAAAAACGAGUGUAUUGCGAUGUAACAUUUGUAUUGAAAUAAAUUAUGUAUGUGUUGCA
Messenger RNA from Mugil cephalus (flathead mullet), 5260 nucleotides. It is a transcript of the gene adrb2a, whose product is annotated as adrenoceptor beta 2, surface a. The coding region runs from base 201 to 1454 and encodes 417 amino acids. The record is from RefSeq and is a predicted model, not a curated record. Lineage: Eukaryota; Metazoa; Chordata; Actinopteri; Mugiliformes; Mugilidae. The transcript is spliced from 2 exons. Gene Ontology annotation, molecular function: norepinephrine binding; beta2-adrenergic receptor activity. Gene Ontology annotation, cellular component: membrane. Gene Ontology annotation, biological process: negative regulation of smooth muscle contraction; adenylate cyclase-activating adrenergic receptor signaling pathway; norepinephrine-epinephrine-mediated vasodilation involved in regulation of systemic arterial blood pressure.